AGGCCCAUGGCGACCUGCCCUGUCCUGCAGAAGGAGACACUGUUCCGCACAGGGGUCUACGCUUACAGAAUCCCCGCUCUGCUCUACCUGAAGAAGCAGAAGACCCUGCUAGCCUUUGCAGAAAAGCGAGCCAGCAAGACAGAUGAGCAUGCAGAGCUGAUUGUCCUUCGAAGAGGAAGCUACAAUGGAGCCACCAACCAUGUCAAGUGGCAACCUGAGGAAGUUGUGACGCAAGCCCAGCUGGAGGGCCACCGCUCCAUGAAUCCAUGUCCCUUGUAUGACAAGCAAACAAAGACCCUCUUCCUUUUCUUCAUCGCUGUCCCUGGGCGUGUGUCAGAAGAUCAUCAACUUAAAACAAGGGUUAAUGUCACACGGCUAUGUCAUGUCAGAAGCACUGACCACGGGAGGACCUGGGGCCCCAUCCAGGACAUCACAGAGACCACCAUUGGCAGCACCCACCAGGAAUGGGCCACAUUUGCUGUGGGUCCCGGGCACUGUCUACAGCUGCGGAACCCAGCAGGGAGCCUGCUGGUACCUGCUUAUGCCUACCGGAAACUGCACCCUGCCCAGAGACCUACCCCAUUUGCCUUCUGUCUCAUUAGCAUUGACCAUGGACACACGUGGGGACUGGGCAACUUUGUGUCUGAGAACUCCCUGGAGUGUCAGGUGGCUGAGGUUGGCACUGGAGCUCAGAGGGUGGUGUAUCUCAAUGCUAGAAGCUUCCUGGGAGCCAGGGUCCAGGCACAAAGUCCUAACGAUGGCCUGGAUUUCCAAAACAACCAGGUAGUGAGUAAGCUUGUAGAGCCCCCCCACGGGUGUCAUGGAAGUGUGGUUGCCUUCCACAACCCCACCUCUAGGCCAGAUGUCUUAGGCACAUGGCUGCUUUAUACCCACCCUACGGACCCCCAGAAUAGGACCAACCUGGGUGUGUACCUCAACCAGAUGCCACUAGAUCCCACAGCCUGGUCAGAGCCCACCCUGCUGGCCAUGGGCAGCUGUGCCUACUCGGAUUUACAGAACAUGGGGCAUGGCCCUGAUGGCUCCCCACAGUUUGGGUGUCUGUAUGAAUCAGAUAACUAUGAAGAGAUCAUUUUCCUCAUGUUCACCCUGAAGCAAGCUUUCCCUGCUGUAUUUGAUGCCCAGUAA
Messenger RNA from Apodemus sylvaticus (European woodmouse), 1146 nucleotides. RefSeq names its product neuraminidase 2 (gene Neu2). Lineage: Eukaryota; Metazoa; Chordata; Mammalia; Rodentia; Muridae. Bases 7 to 1146 code for a protein of 379 amino acids. Gene Ontology annotation, molecular function: exo-alpha-sialidase activity. Gene Ontology annotation, biological process: ganglioside catabolic process; oligosaccharide catabolic process. The record is from RefSeq and is a predicted model, not a curated record. The transcript has 2 exons. Gene Ontology annotation, cellular component: lysosome; cytoplasm; membrane.